GCCGUUCCAAGGCUUGCCGGUGCCAGAAAUGAACUAAUUUUGCCUAUGAUAUACAGAUUUAAGCACAACGCCGAACAGGCGUGGUUUACCUUGCUGGAUUCAUCUUCUGCCCGGUAAAAACCCUGUAUCUUGCUGCAAAUGUUUGCUGGCCGCGCCACCAGGCAUGCAGCCCGCAUGCAUCGACUGUUUAUCAUGGCAGAAAUGUCUUUCACUCGGGCAUCGAGCGCAGUUGCAGAUAUGCAUUUUAAUCCUGGCCUUCGACACACAGUCUACGGUAUGACGGAUGGCGUAGGUAGGAGAGCUCUUGUUCGCAUCAAGCUUUGUACGCCACUGAGAACAGCGACAAUCUCCUUGAGCUCCCCGAGAAUACGGAAGCCAAGUUCCAAGUGUCUCAAGAAGAUCACACCUAUGAGAAAGGCGACUUGUUAAUGAAGGGUAGAGUGGUCGAGGUGGAGACUUCGGCGUAUCUCGUUCUCACAACGGAAAGCUUUGGCACCGAAGUUAAGCCAUGUUAACGAGCUUUAAAUCUUGAAUCCAACUACCUUUUGGACCGUCGUCCCCCUAUACAUCUAUUAUUGCGCAUGAACUCGAGGAAACCCCUCAUAUCAUAACAGUGGGGAUACAGCUCAAUAAUCGAAGGUACAGCGAUUCAAUUCCACAUCCACUUUUCUGCAAACUGCUCCAACCCUGAGAAGAGCACCAAGGUUAAAUUGACCAUUUAUAUGACCUCAUGCCACUCUGGUCAUCGAACUGCUACUGGUAUUACUCCCUCGGCGCUACGGGGCAUUCCCAGGAAUCAGUGGGAUAUCUUGACCGAGAACAGCGACAAAUCUUCGAGCCGGUUAUCAAGUCUGUUCGCUGGGGUGGGGGGGAUAUGGCCAGCCGGUUCAGUUGACGGUAUGCACCCAGCUCAGCGAGAUAAUACUUGACUAGCAUUAGGCUUUUGCCCACCGUGGGCAAUGCGGAUCCCACUGGUGGUCAAAUUCGAAGAUAAGGCAUGACGACCCAGAGGUGUAAGUCAUUCUAGAAUCGCUUCGUCGGAAACCUUUCAAAGGGGGUUGUAUAUCUCUAGUAGAAUGUUCCCCUGGAGGCUUCGGCUCUCGUUUCUCCCAGAGUCACGAAGGUCAACACCAUAGUCAGCUAUAGCAGUAGCGUCUUUUCAUGUCUCUC
This is a messenger RNA of Aspergillus pseudonomiae, 1170 nucleotides long. RefSeq lists its product as uncharacterized. Bases 139 to 429 code for a protein of 96 amino acids. The transcript has a single exon. The record is from RefSeq and is a predicted model, not a curated record. Lineage: Eukaryota; Fungi; Ascomycota; Eurotiomycetes; Eurotiales; Aspergillaceae.